This is a messenger RNA of Nicotiana attenuata, 1585 nucleotides long. RefSeq names its product putative serine/threonine-protein kinase. The record is from RefSeq and is a predicted model, not a curated record. The coding region runs from base 191 to 1333 and encodes 380 amino acids. NCBI's taxonomy places the organism in Eukaryota, Viridiplantae, Streptophyta, Magnoliopsida, Solanales, Solanaceae. Gene Ontology annotation, molecular function: protein kinase activity; ATP binding. The transcript is spliced from 6 exons. Gene Ontology annotation, biological process: protein phosphorylation.
CUCUCUCUCUCUCUCAUUAUUUAUAUAUAGUUCUCCCUCUUAGGAGCUAGAAAUAUCAUUAUACAUUUCCUUAUACGCCAUUUGUUAUGGUCUCUCUCAAAUUAUAAUAAAGUCAUACUCCUAUAACUUAUAUGUUGACCCCAGUUAAAAUAACCCCAGUUAGUUCCUGUGGUGUUGAAACUUUUCAGCAAUGGGUUUUACUAGUUGUUUUGGUUCUUUUCUGCAGUGCAAGGACAACAGAGAAACUCAAGUACAAGGAUUAGAGCUAGCAACCAACAAUGUGAGGCUGUUUUCUUAUAACUCAUUGAGAUCAGCGACGGGGCAUUUCCAUCCAUCGAACAAAAUAGGAGGAGGUGGUUUUGGAGUUGUCUAUAAGGGGAUUUUGAGGGAUGGAAGGCCUGUAGCUAUCAAAUGUCUUUCUGCUGAAUCAAAACAAGGGACCAGGGAAUUGUUGACAGAGAUUAAUAUAAUCUCAAAUACCCGACAUCCAAAUCUUGUUCAGUUGAUUGGUUGUUGCAUAGAGGGUGGCAAUAGAAUAUUGGUGUACGAAUACUUGGAGAAUAACAGCCUUGCCAGUGCUUUACUUGGUUCGAAAGGUAAACGCGUUCCCCUAGAUUGGCCCAAGAGAGCUGCUAUAUGUUUGGGUACAGCAUCUGGUCUAGCAUUUCUUCACGAGGAUGCAGAACCACCAGUUGUUCAUCGAGAUAUUAAGGCUAGUAAUGUCCUUAUUGACGAAAAUCUACAUCCUAAAAUUGGAGAUUUUGGCCUCGCGAAGCUUUUUCCUGAUAAUAUCACUCAUGUUAGUACUCGAGUGGCUGGAACAAUAGGAUAUCUUGCUCCCGAGUAUGCCUUGUUAGGGCAGCUCACGAAAAAGGCUGAUGUCUAUAGUUUCGGGGUUCUUGUACUUGAAAUUAUAAGUGGCAGAAGCAGCAGUAGCGCAGCAUUUGGAGAAGAUCUCUUGGUACUGGUCGAAUGGGCAUGGAAACUUAGAGAAGAAGGGAAGCUUCUAGAUGUUGUUGAUCCGGAGCUGACAGAGUAUCCCGAGGCUGAAGUUCUACGCUUCAUCAAAGUCGCUCUCCUUUGUAUCCAAGCUGCUUAUAGCCAUAGACCUAACAUGAAACAAGUAAUUGAAAUGCUGUCUAAAGACGUCAAGCUAAACGAGAAGUUGUUAACUGAGCCAGGAGUAUAUAGACCACAUAGCUCUAAACAAUGGAGUUAUGGUAGUUUCCUGACUUCAUCCUCCAAUGGAAAGGAAGGCAUAAAAUCUAUAAAUCAAUUUGCAACAACAGAGUUCCAUAGUUAUCAGAGUGUAACCGAGAUGAUACCAAGAUAAGAGCAGCGACGUGUUAUUCCAUUGUAAUAUUUCUAGCUGCUCAUAUUCUUUGUUAUUUGUAAAUUUCCCCUCUCUGCUAACCUUGGAAAUACAAAGCGAGCUACAUGGAAAGAAUGCAUGUAUUGUCAUCUUAGAGUAGCCAUUUAUUAACCUUCUCAUGUAAGAUAGAGUUAGGAGUAGCUGGGAAGGAAGGUUAUUUAGUACUCAAUUCGAAAAUUUACUAUUCAUCUCCUAGUUAAAUAUUAGUUUGCA